This is a messenger RNA of Sinocyclocheilus rhinocerous, 1376 nucleotides long. Its product is annotated as ankyrin repeat domain-containing protein 50-like. Gene Ontology annotation, molecular function: protein binding. Bases 1 to 1089 code for a protein of 362 amino acids. The record is from RefSeq and is a predicted model, not a curated record. The transcript has 2 exons. Lineage: Eukaryota; Metazoa; Chordata; Actinopteri; Cypriniformes; Cyprinidae.
AUGCUCCAGCCUUCUUGUGGUAAUCACGCUGAUCAGUUUGGACGCACUGCCAUGAGAGUGGCAGCCAAAGGUGGUCACACAUCCAUAAUCAAACUCUUGGAAAAAUACGGCGCCACAAGUCUCAAUGGCUGCAACCCGUCUCCCGUGCACACCAUGGAGCAGCAAACGCCCGCUUCGCUUGCUGGGAAAGUACAGUCACUCACUAUAAAGUCCAGCAGCUCUGGAAGCACAGGAGCUGGCGAAGUGCAUUCAGCAGGACGAGGACAAUCCAACGGACCUGUUCAUGCUUUCAGCUCACCGUCAGAGUCUCCAGACUCAACAGUGGACCGGCAGAAGUCCUCCCUCUCCAAUAACUCACUCAAAAGUUCAAAGAACUCUUCGUUGAGGACCACCUCAUCCACUGCGACUGCCCAGACUGUCCCCAUUGACAGCGUCCAUGCCCUUUCUUUUAUUGAACAGAUCCAGCAGCAUUCACUGCCUCGCAGUCGCAGUCGUCAAUCAAUCGUUUCUCCCUCCUCCACCACCAGGUCCAUCGGCACUCAGCCUGGCUCUCCAACCAGCGAGUAUGAUUGGAGCCAGGUGAAGCCAGGCCUGAAGUCCACCAAAGCGUCCAAGAAUGGCCAAAACUGCUCAAACAAAGGAACAUCUGGUGAGAAGAAGAAGAGCAAGAAUGGCUCUUAUUCGCAGAACCAGGUUCUUGAGUACGAACUGACUCAGUUUGAUAAAAGGCUUGUGCUCAAUAAGCCAGUGUCCAACAUUGCAGUUAAAGAUCCUCAAUGUAAGAUCAUGGUAGGAAGAUCCAGCACUCUGGAUUCUGUCCAAUCGCAGGAGCAGUUUUACAUUCAGCCCCAGAGCUGUGCAGAGAAGAAGAGGAAUGGUAUUAUGACCAACCCCAACUACCACCUACAGGGAAACCAGGUUUUUCUUGGGAGAGUUUCAGUCCCCAGAACUGUUUCCAGCAGGGGCCACCAGGACCUUCUGGACAAUUACCCAAUAGGAGAGACGGAAUUAAGCCUGAAACAAGCCCUACAGCUCCAGAUUGAAGGAUCGGACUCUGGGUCAAACUGCAAAAAAGAGACGCCGUUAUAACUGAUGUCCUAAUUCAUCAUUCAGAAAAAGACUGUGCCAAAGUGAAUGCUUUCAUCCGCAAAAUAACUGAAACCAUUUUCCACACUGUGGAACGUCUCAAGAAGAAAGGAACGUGCGAGAAACCGAAGAGGGAUUAUUGCCCAACGGUGAUGCAAAUUCAUACUCGUGCCUGUCGAUGCUCCAGCCUUCUUGUGGUGACCAUGAUGCACACAGACGCUUUUAUUUAAUGCAUUAAUAUUUAAUAGGCAGUGGAUGCACUUUCUUCCCUUGUGUUCUUUUUUGAAAAA